Messenger RNA from Neoarius graeffei (lesser salmon catfish), 4655 nucleotides. RefSeq names its product trafficking protein, kinesin binding 1a (gene trak1a). NCBI's taxonomy places the organism in Eukaryota, Metazoa, Chordata, Actinopteri, Siluriformes, Ariidae. The transcript has 16 exons. Gene Ontology annotation, molecular function: GABA receptor binding. Gene Ontology annotation, biological process: neurogenesis; anterograde axonal transport of mitochondrion; endosome to lysosome transport. Gene Ontology annotation, cellular component: dendrite. The record is from RefSeq and is a predicted model, not a curated record. The coding region runs from base 416 to 3046 and encodes 876 amino acids.
CACCACAGCUUUGCCCCCCACUGCCUGUGCCUCAAACCUUUCCCCCUCAGUCAAUCCUGAGACCCUGUGCCCUCAGAUACAGCACCUACAAUCUCCAACAAGCACCACUCCCACGCAACAAGAGGAGCAGUAUGUAAGUGAGGAAGCAUCCAAUGUAGACGAUGAGCUUUACAGAGAUGCAGAAACCAUCACGGAUGUGUGUAAUAGCACUGAUCUUCCAGAGGUGGAAAUCAUCAGUUUGCUGGAGGAGCAGCUCCCUCACUAUCAGCUGAGAGCAGACACUAUAUAUGGCUAUGACCACGACGACUGGCUCCACACGCCGCUCCUUUCCCCCGACGUCAACAUCGACCUGACUGUCGAGCAGAUCGAGGAGACCCUCAAAUACUUCCUUCUAUGUGCUGAAAGAGUGGGCCAGAUGACAAAGACAUACAAUGAUAUAGAUGCUGUUACACGUUUGCUUGAAGAGAAAGAACGGGACUUGGAGUUGGCAGCACGCAUUGGUCAGUCCCUGCUGAAGAAAAACAAAACCCUGAGUGAAAGAAAUGAGCUUCUGGAAGAGCAAGUAGAGCACAUACGGGAGGAGGUUUCUCAGCUUCGUCAUGAUCUCUCUAUGAAGGAUGAACUGCUCCAAUUCUACACCAGUGCUGCUGAGGAGAGUGAGGGAGAGUCAGUCACCUCUACCCCGAUCCCACGGAAUGACUCCUCGCUGUCUGUACCAAGUUACUUCCCUCUGGACUCCCUGCAGAAGCAGCUCAAAGACCUGGAGGAAGAGAACAUUGUGCUGCGAUCAGAGGCAUGUCACUUGGAAACUGAGACCAUCUCGUAUGAGGAGAAGGAACAGCAGCUGGUUAAUGACUGUGUGAAAGAGCUCAGGGAUGCUAACCUACAGAUUUCCUCACUUGCGGAGGAGCUGGCGAAGAAAACGGAAGAUGCCUCCAGGCAGCAGGAAGAAAUAACACACCUGCUCUCGCAGAUCGUGGACCUCCAGAAAAAGGUUAAAUGUUAUGCAGUAGAAAAUGAGGAGCUUACACAGCACCUGGGAGCUGCUAAGGAUGCCCAGAGACAGCUCACUGCUGAGCUACGGGAGCUGGAGGAUAAGUAUGCGGAGUGUAUGGAGAUGCUGCAUGAAGCCCAAGAGGAGUUGAAGAACUUCAGGAACAAGACAGUACCUCAAAGCACACCACGCCGCUUUCACUCACUUGGCUUUUUCCCAAUGGACUCCUUAGCUGCUGAAAUUGAAGGGACCAUGAGGAAAGAGAUUCAGAUGUCUGACCCAGAAGUGGAAGAUCAGAGGUUACACCCAAAGCGAGUCUUCCAGACAGUGCGCAACAUCAAUCAGGUGGUUCGCCAGCGCUCCCUCUGCCCCUCUCCCAUGAACAUCCCAGGCUCCAAUCAGACUUCAUCUAUGAGUUCUAGGCACUCCAGCUGUCUGAGUACACCCAGAUCUAGUGUUUACGGGGGAGAAGGGAGUGUCAUGGACAACCGCACGAACAGCAUGAUGCUGGAAAGCCACACUCCACAGGAGUGUUCAGAAGACUCUAACAAGAAGCCUGGUACUCCUGGCGCACCUGGUUCUCACGACCUGGAGGCAGCACUACGACGGCUCUCCCUUCGCCGUGACAACUACCUGAGCGAGCGACGCUUUUUUGAGGAGGAAAGAGAACGCAAGCUGCUGGCACUAGCCGAGGAGAAAAGAGAGCCAUGUGGAGACAGUGAUGGAGAAGGAGGAAGCUCACUCCCACAUGCAGACAGCAUCCUAUCUCUGGGCACUCUGCACUCAGUCUACUCUGUGUACAGCAGUCGCUCCUACCUGCCUGAGAAGCUGCAGAUCGUCAAGCCUUUGGAAGGAUCAGCGACUCUACAUGCAUGGCAGCAGCUGGCCCAGCCCAACCUCGGUGGCAUUCUGGACACUCGGCCAGGGGUAGUGACCAAGGGCUUCCGCCAUCUCCCACUUGACCUUGAGGAGGUCUACAAGUUCACAGACUUGGAGGAAGAUGAGUCAGGAGAGCAUCUGAACUCUCAGCCCCCUCUGUCUGCUUCAGGCCUGGGCUCGCUGCCCUGUUCACCGAGCUCCAACCUCCAUCGGCAGGAGCAGCAGCACCGAGGAGAGAGACGGGGAGCAGAGCCAGAGCUUCAGGAGAUGGAAGGGGAUGCACGGGAUGAGAAAGAGGAGAUGGCAUCUGUGCAUUUUCCUGGUAAAUGCACAUCUCUCACAAACUCUACCUACACCUUCACUACCUGCCGGAUACUCCACCCCUCCGAUGAGCUGACUAGAGUCACUCCCAGUGUGAUGGCAGCAGGUCCCUCCCUGGCCCCCUGUGUGAAGAGCAUCAGUAGUGUGCACUCUACUCCGGCGUCCACCCCCUGCACGCCACGCCGGCUCAGCCUGGCCGAGAGCUUCACGAACCUGCGGGAGCACACCAAGACCACCAGCACCUCUCUGGGUCUGGUGCGCCUCCUACAGGAGCAUGGGAUUUCCGCAGCUGUCUACAACCCUCACAGCUGGGACCGGGCUGAGAACAACCCUAAUAAAUCGCAGUCUUUUUCAAGAACAUUCCCCACUGCCCCAGGCAUAGACACCAUGCCCUCAACACCCCCAAACACCCCUACCCAAUCCAAACUCCGCAGCCCUGUGUUGCCGAUGGACUUCAGCCCUUCUGAUCCUCCUUACGAGAACUUCCUCGCUUCACGACCUGCCAGUUCCAUUCUCAAGGAGAUGCGGGGAGCAGAGGCCAAGCUGUGCACGGAUUCCCAGUGCCAGACAGAGAUGAGCAUACACAAUCUCCGGCUUGUGGACAAGGUGAAAUGCUUCAGCCUCGGCCCAAGAGCAGUGACUCCGGGCCCUGGGCUUGGUUUAGCCAUGCCUUCUUUUGGGACACAACCUGGGCUACCCAGCCCCAUAGCAGGACUGACCGGGAUUCGGCGGAACCGAAGUUAUCCGGUUAUGGUCGGGGCCAGUAUGGCAAUGAAGGGAUUGGGGCCACCUAGUGAAGACUUGCUCCUGCCCCCCAAACCGCCUACACAGGCUUGCCUCAGUGAGGAGUGAGCAUUGCCUCGGUCAAUCGUUCUCUGUAUAUACGUUAAUAAAAUACAUCAUUAUUCUCAUGAUGGCUCAACUGUGCCUGUAAAAGAUUUGUAUAGAUUUUGUACAGCAGCUGUAACUGUAAUACCAUUUUAUUACUAUCAUUUUGUCACACACAGUGCAAUUCUGCCAGAGAGACCACACUGAUUCUUUAACCCCCUACUGUAUAAAUUAUCUAAACUGUACUUCUGCAUUACAAGAAAAUGUAGCAUAAGGCCGGUUUGUAUGCUUUUUUUUUUUUUUUUUGGACUACUUUUGGCAUAACUGUGCUCAAAGACCAUAACCCUGUAACCUUGUGUUUUGGCUAAUGAUCUUCAGCCCAAAGCAUCUCUGGUUGGCUUUUUGUAUGAAAAACUGAAACACUAAUAGCAUCCUUAUGCUAAUCUUAGACACGAGUGUAUUGGUGUCCAGAUAAUGUGACUGAUUUCGACCCUUUCUGUGCUCUCAAAACAAUCUCAUUAAAUUAUUAAUGCCCUUUUUUUUUUUUUUUAAAAAAAAGGCAUAGUUUACUUGCCUACAUCAUUAACCCUGUAAUUGCCUCCAAUAUCCCUACCUGUGUAUCCGCAGCAACUGAAACACCUCAGAUGGUUUGUAUAAUGCAUAUUACAAUGUAAUAAACAUAUGAAUCAAUGGCUCUUCAAAUAGGUGCUGUUGGGAAAUCUCUAGUAGCACAAAAGGGCACACGCUACUGUAACUUAUCUGGGCGUCCAGAGUUGUGGGAAAGAGCUGUAAGGAUGCAGACUGGUUUCAGUCCUUGUUCUGUUGUGUGUUUUGGGGUGGGGAGGGACCAAUGUUAUUUGUGUGUGCAUGUACACUUUUUAAGUAAAUGCAGUCGAUUAACUAGGUAUGAAAUACUCCAAAGGCAGAAUACUUACAACCUCCUGGAUGAUAAAUGUCCAAUUCUUCUGCUAGAAACAGUAUAAUUAUACAGAUGCUUCAUAAGCCUCUGACCAGUAUUAUGUUCCGUUUUAAAGCUGUAAAGUGUGUGUUUUUGGUGAGAGGUCUGUUCUCUCCAAAGACUGAACUGUAUGCUUUAAUUGCAUUGUGUGAGUUUGUCCUUUUGACACCAAUUUUAGUGCCUGAUGUCAGUAAUUUAUUAUUUAACCCUAUUUUGAACGACUUCCAUUCUGGAGACUUUGCCUCAGUAUACAUUGGUGUUUAACACUGUAACUAAAGUGUUGCUGUUACCCUGAUAGGAAGGGUUUUAAUGCAGUUUUGAAUAUAAUAUAUGAAGGAUGUUUUGAUUCUCAAGAAAUGAUUUUGUCUAAAAAGCACAUACAGCCAUACCUGUGGUCUGAACUAUGCCUGUUUUUUGUAAUCAUGUUCUUAGUUGCAUCAAGAGGUUGUCUGUUCGAGGUGUACGCACUUGACCUUGAAACAAACAUGUUUGUGUUGAAUGUAUUGCAGAAGCAUAGGUGUCAUAUGACUCAGUGUCCGUUGCAGUUACUAGUUUUAUUUCCUCAGACCACAUAAAGGGAAGUUUUGCCACUCGUACACUGUAAGUUGUAAAGAUAGAAAUGUUUUUAUACAAAAUGCCAUAAAUCACUGAAUAAAUGGAGAAAUGCGUGUCAAA